Messenger RNA from Durusdinium trenchii, 1128 nucleotides. Lineage: Eukaryota; Dinophyceae; Suessiales; Symbiodiniaceae. The record is from the annotation of a GenBank genome assembly.
AUGAGCAGCGGGCACCUGUUUUUACCCUUGGAGGCAAUCGAGGUGGUUACUCGGCCACCAGUAUGCGCUGCCAUGAUUUUUUCGCCUGACGACAGCCCUCAGACUACACUGAAAGCAGGCGAGACCUUUGAAGCGACUUGGACGAUGGAAGCAGGGCAUCCAGGGGAUUGCUAUUUCUAUUUGAGUUAUGAUGCAGAUCCCAGCAAUGCGGUCAACUUCUUCAAAAUUGCCGCCAUUCCUGGCUGUGGUGCUCCCGAUGGCCUAAACAUUCCUGCCUCUGUGACCACCACCGUCUUGCUGCCACCUGAAGUACCAGCAUGUGAUCAUUGCGUGCUGCGAUGGGAAUGGACUGCACAUCAGCAGGUUGUUGACAUUGAGUUCUAUGUGCAGUGCGCAGAUGUGAAGAUCACGAGCACCGCUGGACCAACACUGCCGAGCCCAAUCACAGCCAUCGCUGGCAUCGAGCACUUGCCGCAGGAUGCUUCAGGCUACCGGAAGGUCUACAACGGGCAAGGUCCAGAAGAACAGUACUUGAUCGGCCCGGCGGGGCUGCUACGGAAUGCAACUGCAAUCCUGACACUGAGUGGAAUGGUGGCUUCGCCCAAUAUGCCUUGGGAGCGGAUUUUUGCAGUCAAAACUUUGGCGGAGCCAACCCUUGGAUCUCUGGUGGAAGCAAUGGUGGCUUUAGCGGGGCAGUCGGAGCCGUUUUACGUCGAUACUGUUUGUCUUUGUGGCAGCGAUUGGCCGCGCAGCGCUUUGGACUUUGUGGCUGUUUUUGACGUGCUUGGGUUUUGUGGCUGGAGAAGGUUCCGCGGCGCUGUGUGGGCAGGCCAUCCCAAAGGUGAUGGCAAGUUGCGCCUCAUCACGUUUAUGACCGACGACUAUCCCAACUCAUGGACCGGCGAGAAGGAGAUCCAAGAGUCGGUUUGGUACCACAUUCAGGUGGUCUUCACACCUGCUACAGGUGGGGUGGCAUUGCAAGUGGAUUCCCAGGCACUUGACACAGGCAAUGUGCCGGUGAAUAUGCUGGCUGCAACCAAUGGGCCACAGAUUGGAGUUUACUCCUUUGACUAUGCCACCCAAUCAUGGCCGGCCGAGCUUUUGAUGGCACAAGAGUCUGAUAGGUAA